Messenger RNA from Trypanosoma grayi, 348 nucleotides. RefSeq lists its product as hypothetical. The transcript has a single exon. The coding region runs from base 1 to 348 and encodes 115 amino acids. NCBI's taxonomy places the organism in Eukaryota, Euglenozoa, Kinetoplastea, Trypanosomatida, Trypanosomatidae. The record is from RefSeq and is a predicted model, not a curated record.
AUGCAUGGUUGCUGUGGCCAUUACCGCCCGUGCCACUUACCUCUCAGUGUAUCUCGCGUUGAUUUCUGUGCAAUUGCCUCUGUGUGUCCGUGUUGGAGUGGCGUGGCGCGGCUUGGUGUGUGGGUGUUCGCCAUCGGGGGAGCGCCGCAGCAGUGCCGAUGUGGGGGGAGCUUGACCGGGUGCACGCGGAACUCCCCACGUCAAGCACAAACACAGCGGCAGACAGGCCAGCCCUGCUGGAGGGGCCUUGGCGUCGUGCGGUGCCACAUGUGCAAGAGCACGAAGCCGCACCGCUGCCGUGGCCCACGCUGCGGUCAUGACACUUCCACGCCAGCAAUAAAACCUUGA